GAAGGACGAGGGGGGCAGGGACAAUGACAAGACACCGGAGGCACAUGCCACAGUAAACAAGGCAUGAGCCUCCACAUACAGGUAAGGCCUGGGACUGCCAGAACUCUGCAACCAUGACAAAAUACAAAUAUAACACAAGACUUCAAGGCAGAGUCCUGACAUAUGCAUUGUGGUAAUUCAAACCUACGGUAUGGGGGUAAAACAAAAAUAUAUAUCCACAGAACAUAUUAAACUGUGCUAAGCCAAUUUAUUGUGUCAAACGAAAAAAUUUGUGUUGACUGAACAUAGUUUGCAGCCAGAAAAGCGUAUGCACAUGCGCCAGAAAAUACGGUUUCCUCAGUGGAUUGAAAGGCGGGUGCGUGGGUAUCGACCUUCGAAAUUUUCAUCAAUAAACUUAUGGUAAGUACUUAAAUAUUUACAUUUAAAGCAACAGUAUGUAGGAUUGUGGCUAAAACUGGUAUUGCAAUCACAAAACUUGUGGCUUAAACUGGUACUGCAAUCACACAACUGGUGGCCGAUACACAAAAUGACAACAUAAACAUCAGUUGAGGGCUGCAACACCACUUUUUAAAUGACAAUAUCCUGGCCAGACCACUGUUGUAAGUGAUAUAAGUAUUUGAAAUGAAAAUGAUUUCUUAAUGUCUAGUGACAUAUCAGGGCCAUUUUAUGAUUAAUUGAUACACAUUUCUUACAUACUGUUCCUUUAAGUCAUUUUAAGUAUUAAUUAAAUCGUUUUUAAAUUAAACUGAGUGCAUGUACUAAAUAAUUACAACACAGAAUCAAAUAUCAUAUUGCCAAGACAGAGUAACUAUAAACGAGACUCUCGGAUUGUUUUAAUGUUUUUAAGCGAGUGUUUAACUUUAUUGUGAUUGCAUUGUUUAUUUGAGACACUAGGUAUAUGAUUUUGUUAUAAAACAUAUAUGUUUCUCCUCAGAGUUACGCACAGCUGUUAGAACUGAGCUAACAACGCCUCCGCAGGCCACGUCUGCUACAACUUUCACAGUUUUAAGAGACAUCUUGAUGGAAAUAUUGGGCAAGUUGGCAGAAGCUAUAUACUCAUAUAAGGCAUACCCCAAGGACACUGAUUUAAUGAAGGUUGCAUCUGCAUUGAUCAAGAAACAUCCCUGGGUGCUUGUUUGGGCAGAAAUGACUGUAAAUAGACGAAAUGCAUGGAUUUACACAAAGAUGGAUUUCACCUUCUCCCUUAGAAGACGAGAGAUUAUUGAAGAUCAGCCUCUAGUAUCUACUCUCAAACAACGAUGGCCGGCACUCUUUAUUGAGGAACAGGAGGAUCAGCCUGCAUCCAUUUGCAUGUUAUGGCUUCACGGUUUUCAGGCAGACCUGACUGUGCAAAUAAGGGCUACUGCUAUUCGGGGUCUUCCCCUGUAUUUCAAAGAACAUGGAAUCAUUUGCAAGCCUGUUCUGAGUACCGAAGCUUUGGAGGUUCACCUAAGGGACAUGAAAAUGGGAAUCCUUGAAACUGUGAGCAGUAGCUGUUCAACAUCAAGAUCCCUUUUCAGUGUGGUGAAUGUUGCAGUUGUCCUGGAAGAGCAGGUUGUGCUGGAACAUUUGGGAGACUUUGUAUGCAUUCAUUGUCCUUUUUGGCUUGCUCUAUGCUCUAAACAUGGAGUACGACAAGGACUUAAAAUUCACACUUGAAGUUGUUCAGAAAGGCCUUCUGAACCUGGGAACAGAGUGCAGCAAGGAAGUUCAGACUCUGCGGAGCAAAUUGAUGGAGAACUAAGUGCAAUUUAACUUGCCUUUUUACAGGAAAAUUGGUGAGAGACACUCCCCAAUUUUGUAUGGUGGUUUUGCAGUUUUGCAAGAAUAUGUAAAAUUUUUCAGUUGUUCAAAACUGUUAAGAAGCAGUUUCAUAAGAUUUAUGUAAGAUUGCUGAAAGUCGAGUGACAUUUUGUGGACACAGGGUGAGGAACCCUACCCUAAGCUACUUGGAUUUAAUAGUGUUUUCGACGGUUUCGCAAUUUUGCAAAUAUUUGUGUUUUAGAUAUUUAAUGUCUCAACUGUUAAAAAGCAGUUUCUUGAGCUUUUACUUACAGUAGUGUGAGAAUGUGAAAUCUACCGUAAGUGAAUUUGUGAUGAACAUUUGGUGAAGAAUAUUUAUUGUUUGAACUGUUGAGGGGCAGUUUCAUAAGCUUUUACUUGUACUUGUGAGGAUGAAAAAAUGCAACUGAAGCUUUACCGAACACUUAGUAAGGUACAAUUCUGUUUCUUAAAUUGUAUAUUGCUUUAACAUUUUUAUGAUUUUUUGAAUGUGUUAUGGUAUAAGG
Paramisgurnus dabryanus is the source of this 2288-nucleotide messenger RNA. The record is from RefSeq and is a predicted model, not a curated record. NCBI's taxonomy places the organism in Eukaryota, Metazoa, Chordata, Actinopteri, Cypriniformes, Cobitidae.